GAGGUAGAUAAAAAAAGCUAUCUACCUGUACGCAUGCAAUUGUUGAAAGCUCUUUGAUAUUGCCGUAAAGCCGGUUAGGCUGAUUAGCCGCUUGUCAGAGAGUACAUGAUCUAGUUCUGUCGGAUUGUUUGAAAAUAAUGAGUAACGACAAGAGGACACGUGGGUGUGUAGUAAUCAUUCCCAUAAUGCAUCUGAGAUUACAUGAAGACCUGUUGGAUCACGUAAAAGAGAAAGCUUAGAUCUUGCUGCGUUACGAAAAGUAGUUCUCGGAUAAAAGUAAGAAUGAGCGGAUACAUUUUAAUUCGGUUUAUAUAUUGUUUGGAAAGUGUUAAUUUUUAGUUUGGAAUUAAUUUCUGUUCGCAAUGAAUUGAAGAUUAAAUCGAUGUAAGUAAUGCCGGUGCUAAUUCACUACAGGUAUAUUCAUUUUCUAUGUGAUUUAUUUGAAAUUUAAUCAAAUGUGACAUGGAAUGAUGCAAGGAAGUAAAAACAAUGAUCUAAAAAUUUGGAAUACUUGUUUCUAUUAAAUAUUUCACAAUGUCGGCCGUGGACUUUUCAAGGCGUUCUUUAAUUGCACCAAAGUCGUCAAUUUUACCGCGUCCAUCGGGAAGUUGUUCUAGAAGAAAUGAGCACAAAAUUGUUAUCAACGUUGGUGGCAUAAGGUAUGAAACCUACAGAUCCACCCUCAAAAACAUUCCAGACACUCGACUUGCUUGGCUUACGAACUAUAAAGGUGGACAUAAUCCAGAUUUUGAUUCCGAGUCAGGAGAAUAUUUUUUCGAUCGCCAUCCUGGAGUUUUUAAUAUGAUAUUGAAUUACUACCGGACAGGAAAGCUGCAUGCGCCAACGGAUGUGUGUGGGCCAUUAUUUGAAGAGGAAUUAGCCUUUUGGGGUUUGGAUGAGAAACAAAUAGAGCCGUGUUGCUGGUCUAAUUAUCGAGCUCAUCGAGAUGCUCAAGAGACCCUUGCCGAGAUGGAUGGAGGCGAUGUUAUGAGUAACGAGUCAGACACGGAAUCAUGCCAUUUAGAAGACAUUCGUGAAAAGUUUGGUAUAAUUGAAGAGCAUAGUCUGGAGAGUAAAUCUUUCUGGGCAAGGUUUAAACCAAAGAUAUGGAAAAUACUUGAUGAACCUACGUCUUCAACGUCAGCAAAGAUAUUUGCCUUUGUGUCUUUCACAUUUCUGAUUAUUUCCAUAAUGUCUUUCUGUCUCGAAUCACAUAUCAUGUUCCGCGAAUCUGUGAUGCCAGAUAUUAACAUUACCAAGUUGACCGUCAGAGAAAAAGAGGUAUUGACCAAACCGAUGCUCUUUCUAGACAUAAUUGAAUACAUUUGUGUUUUCUUUUUCACUGUCGAAAAUAUUCUUCGACUUGUAUUCUGUCCCGACCGAAAACAUUACUUAAAACAAGUGUUUAGCUGGAUAGACAUUAGUGUCGUCAUUCCGUGUUUCUUUUGUUACAUCAUGCUGUUAGUAGAAAGUGACGUCAGAAGUUCAGUAGCGUUCAGGUUCAUGAACGCACUAAGGUUGAUAAGGAUAUUCCGGAUCUUUAAGCUAACGGUCCAUGUCAGUGGACUAAAAAUCUUAGGACAUACAAUAAAAGCAAGUGCCAAGGAAUUAUUGUUACUAUUUUUGGUGCUGAUAAUUGGUGUAUUGAUAUUUGCCUGUUUGAUUUAUUAUGCUGAACAAGUGCACGAAGCGGAAGUUAAUUCAUUUUCAAAUAUUCCAAGAGGAUUUUGGUGGGCAGUUGUUACCAUGACAACAUUAGGUUAUGGUGAUUUAUAUCCUAGAACAGCACUCGGCUAUAUAAUUGGAACAGUCUGUGCUGUAAGUGGUCUUUUGAUGUUAUCAUUACCAGUCCCUGUGAUUGUCAGCAACUUUACAUUAUACUACACACAUGCUCAAGCACGCCUAAAACUUCCAAAGAAAGCAAAGAAACAAGCGCUUCUAAGUGCCGCAAAUGCACUUGUUGACCCUGACGUAGCUGAUACAACAAGUGAAGAGUCUACAGCGACAAAGAACAACAGUCUUCCAAGGACCAGUAGUGAGGAUUCCGCCUUCGGUAGCUAUCCCGAUAAAUUCAAGGAAAUUAAUGAAACCUAUUUAAGGGGGAAACGGAAGUCAGCACCGCCUUUGUACAAUGGUAAGAACGGUAAGGUUGGUAUCAGCGUCAUUUUUACUGAAGAAUCACCAAAUGCCUCGGAGGACCCAACCUUAUCUAUAGAAAGCAUUGAUAAAAUUAAAGACGAAACUGUUGAUGAUAAAGUUUCCGAUGAAGAAAUUUCAUUGCAGUCACGUGACAGUCUAACGCCACAUAGACAUUCCUUUGAUCAAAAUUUCCCAAGGCGACAGAGAAGAGUCAGUUUGGUGCCACCAGGGAUUACAGCAUCUAGAAGAAGUUCUAUACGUUCUGCAAAGAGCAACAAUAGAUGACGUCACGGAGCUGUUGUCAAAUGUAAUAUAUAACUAAAUCAUUGAAUCUUUAAUGUUUCUUUCAUAUUUUGACAAAAUUAAAACAAAACACAAAACCAUGUAUGCAGUUUGUAUUUAAACAUUUGAUGAAAUAAUUGUGGUGCAUUCCUUAAGCAAUUUUUAUAUUCCAUUUUUCCAAAUCCUACUAUAUAUAGUUCUUAUUAUAAAUCGUUUUCACUAGUCUAUUGGUGUAUGACUUGUUUUCAUCUCAUUUUUUUACGAUAUGGUUUGCAGAAAAUAUAUUAAUAGUAUUGUUUUUAAGCAACGUGUUUGGAUAAAUUAGUAUUCAUAACUUAUAGAAUUACAUGAAUAAGAUUUGUUUUGAAAAAAAUUAGCAGAAAGUAUGAAUAAAUAUUCAAAUUGUAUUGUUUUGUCUUUAUGUGUAUUUAAAAAUAAAAUAAAAUGUGAUACUAUUUAACACAUGUUUAUCAAUUUGCCUUUAAACAAAAUGUGCCUUAAGCGAAAAUAUUUAUAUAUUUUUGAAAUAUGAAACUGAUUUUCAGCAUUCAAGAAUGAUAUAAAUAAACAUCAUUCUUCGUUAUGACUUGGUUUGUAUAAUAUUCGAAGGUUGUAUAUUUUUGCAAACACUUGUAUUCAAUGCUCUUUUAUCAUUAAAAUGUUAAUAAACA
Messenger RNA from Ruditapes philippinarum (Manila clam), 3092 nucleotides. RefSeq names its product potassium voltage-gated channel protein Shaw-like. The transcript has 8 exons. The record is from RefSeq and is a predicted model, not a curated record. Gene Ontology annotation, molecular function: protein binding; delayed rectifier potassium channel activity. Bases 535 to 2424 code for a protein of 629 amino acids. Gene Ontology annotation, cellular component: voltage-gated potassium channel complex; membrane. Lineage: Eukaryota; Metazoa; Mollusca; Bivalvia; Venerida; Veneridae. Gene Ontology annotation, biological process: protein homooligomerization; potassium ion transmembrane transport.